Messenger RNA from Prorocentrum cordatum, 3833 nucleotides. NCBI's taxonomy places the organism in Eukaryota, Dinophyceae, Prorocentrales, Prorocentraceae. The record is from the annotation of a GenBank genome assembly.
AAGUGCAACUAGGACCAUUGGAAGCUCCACUCCAACAACCAGCGUCACUGCGACCAUCACUACCGCCACCCUGACCACGACCACCACCCUCACCUCGGCCUCCGCCACCAUCACUGCGACCACCACCACCAGCACCAGUGCAACGAGCUCCAGUGCAACUAGCACCACUGAGAGCUUCACCACAACGACCAGCGCCACCGCGACAACCACCACCACCCUGACUACGACCACUACACUCACUUCGGCCACCGCAAUCAUCGUUACGACCUCCAGCACAAGUGCAGUUAGGACCAUUGGAAGCUCCACUCCAACAACCAGCGUCACUGCGACCAUCACCACCGCCACCCUGACCACGACUACCACCCUCACCUCGGCCUUCGCCACCCUCACUGCAACCACCAGCACCAGCACAAGUGCAACUAGCACCAGUGCAACUAGCACUACUGAGAGCUUCACCACAAUGAUCAGUUCCACCGCGACAACCACCACCACCCUGACUACGACCACUACACUCACUUCGGCCACCGCAAUCGUCAUUACGACCUCCAGCACAAGUGCAACUAGGACCACGAGAAGCUUCUCUCCAACAACCAGCGUCACUGCGACCAUCACCACCGCCACCCUGACCACGACCACCACCCUCACCUCGGCCUCCGCCACCCCCACUGCAACCACCAGCACCAGCACAAGUGCAACUAGCACCAGUGCAACUAGCACCAGUGCAACUAGCACUACUGAGAGCUUCACCACAAUGAACAGUGCCACCGCGACAACCACCACCACCCUGACUACGACCACGACACUCACUUCGGCCACCACCAUCAUCAUUACGUUCUCCAGCACAAGUGCAACUAGGACCACGAGAAGCUUCUCUCCAACAACCAGCGUCACUGCGACCAUCACCACCGCCACCCUGACCACGACCACCACCCUCACCUCUGCCUCCGCCACCCUCACUGCGACCACCACCAGCACCAGUGCAACGAGCACCAGUGCGACUAGCACUACUGAGAGCUUCACCACAAUGACAAGCGCCACCAAGACAACCACCACCACUCGGACUACGACCACUACAUUCACUUCGGCCACCGCCAGCAUCAUUACGGCCUCCAGCACAAGUGCAACUAGGACCAUUGGAAGCUCCAUUCCAACAACCAGCGUCACUGCGACCAUCACCACCGCCACCCUGACCGCGACCACCACCCUCACCUCGGCCUCCGCCACCAUCACUGCAACCACCAGCACCAGCACCAUUGCAACCAGCACCAGUGCAACUAGCACUACUGCGACUUCCACCACAAUGACCAGCGCCACCGCGACAACCACCACCACCCUGACUACGACCACUACACUCACUUCGGCCACCGCCACCAUCAUUACGACCUCCAGCACAAGUGCAACUAGGACCAUUGGAAACUCCAUCCCAACAACCAGCGUCACUGCGACCAUCACUGCCGCCACCCUGACCACGUCCACCACCCUCACCUCGGCCUCAGCUACCCUCACUACGACCACCACCAGGACCAGUGCAACUAGGACCACUCGAAGCUCCACUAAGACGACCAGCGCCACUGCGACUUCCACUACAAUUACCACCCCCACUUCUACCACCUCCCUCACUUUUACCACCGCCACCCUCACUUCGACCACCGUCCUCACUGCGACCGAGACCACCUCCCGCACUUCGACCACCGCCACCCUCACUACAACCGCCACCCUCACUACGACCGCCACUAGCAACAGUGCAACUAACACUACUGAAAGCCUUUCCACAGUGACCAGCGCCACUGCGACCAUCACUGCCUCUCUGACUAUGAAUACUACCCGCACCAGUGCAACUAGGACCACUGCGACUUCAACCACAAGCGGCACCUCGACGACGAGCACAUCCGUGACAGCGAGCAGCAGCACAACACGGACACGCACGUCAGGGUCAUUCAGCAUUACGAGAAGCAGUACCAGCACGUUAACCAGCACUGCCACACAGCUGACCACGACGGCAUCGUCAACGAGCAGCACGAGCGAUACAGGCAGCUCCACUACAGCAACUAGCAGCAGCACAACAGCAACCAGCUCCAGUGCAACCAGUACCUCCGAAACGUCGAUAUCAGCAACCACCACCAGUGCAACUACCACCACUGACACCUCCACUACAACGACCGCCACGACCACCACGACCCCAUUGUUCGUCGUCGGCAGCGAACUGUCAUUCGGGAGCAGUGGGAAUUCGUCGCAGGUGGAAGCCGCAUCGACCGCCCACUUCCUAAAGAUGUUCAAGUGCGACCCGUCGCAGUUCCUUCUCACGGUCUCCAAAAGCGGUCGGCGGGCUCAUGCGCAGAGGUCGUUGACGAGCGCAGCAAACGUUACCGAUAACGAUACGUGGGAAGUCGUGUUUGAGGUCGUUGCGCCCCAGCAGGAGGCAGAAUCGUAUCUUGAGAUCGCCCAGGAGAUGUCCACUAAUCUCUCCAACUCCAGCUCGGGCGCCGAUGCAUUGGCCAAGAGUUUUGUAGACGAAGGUCUUGUGCUCGACGAGGACUCCGUGGACAUGGCCGAUCCAGAUAUCAAGGUCGUCACUGUAACGAUGACGACUGUGAGUGUCACAGAGACUUCCGUCACCAUGACGAGCACAGGGACUAGUACCACCAUUUCUAGCACCACAAGCGCCAGUGCGACCAGCAUCUCCGAGAGCUCGACUACCAGCCUCAGCAGUUUCAGUCCAACUAGCACCUCUGUAAGUUCCAGUACGAGUAUCACGGUCACGAGCAGUUCGGACACCUCUGCAACACACACGAGUGCGACUUCAAGCAGUACGGUUUCGAGUGGAACGCAGUCGAUCAGCACGACGACGAUGAGCACGAGUGCGACGUCAGGCAGUACGGUUUCGAGUGGAACGCAGUCGACCAGCGCGACGACGAUGAGCACGAGUGCAAGCAGUUCCACAACGCUGACAGCCACAUCUGGGUCAUUCAGCAACGCUGAAAGCAGUAGCAAGACGUCGUCGUUGACAACUCCGUUGGCUACUACAAGCGGUACCAGCAGCACGACGAUAUUGGCGACAACUCGGACUUCCAGUAAGACGUUCACUAACAGCAUGUCUGCGACAAGCCGCAGUGCGAGCUCGAGCAGCACGGCCACGGGCAGUACGGAAACGGACACGUCGAUGACGGCGAGCACCCCAUCCCUCACAGGUACAACCAUCAUCUCGAAUACAGAUACCUCGAGUACGAAGUCUACCCUCACCAGCACAGUCAGCAUCUCCGCGACGUCGACGACAUCGAUUUCAACCGAGGCGGCUACCUCGGGUACAAGCCUUACACCCACAGGCACGCUCAGUAUCUCCACGACGUUGACGGCAUCGGCUUCUACCAAGACAGCUACCUCGGAUAGAACCUUCACCGCCACAAGAACAGGCAGCACCUCGACACUGUCGAUGACAACGUCGCCGACCACGACCACCAUCAGCGUGUCUGUCUCGUCGCUGGCGUCUGCAACGGCAGCGGCGACCGCGACAGUCGCCGCAGACGCCUACGUGGUGCGGCAGACGCUGUCCUUCUCCAGCACCGGCACGCAGGCCGAGGUGCGCGAGGCCGUCGCGGAGGUGCUGCUCGCCCUCCUGGGCGUCGCGAGCGACGUGCUCGCGGUCUCGGUGUCCGCGGCGCCGGCCCGGCGCCUCGCCGCCGGCGUGCCGGCGGCGCGGGCGCCCGCGCGGCGGCUGGCGGCCCCCACGGCGUGGCAGGCGGACUACGAGGUCGUGGCGGACCACGGCACCGCGUCGCGGGUCGCGCAGGCGGCCAGGGCGAUGGGCGGCUCCGACGGGACGCUGGCACGGGUGC